AUGUUGUUCGAUAAGCUUGUUGUUUCUAUCGCCGUUGUGCUGGUGUGUCUGAGCAAUGUCGAGGCCAAGAAGCGUUCGGUCGUGCAGAUGAUCAGCGAUGGUUUCGGCCCCGCCUCUGAGACGCUGGCCCGUGACUUCCUGCAGGUCAAGGAGCACAAGUCUUGGGACAGCCAGCUCCCCCUUGACAAGCGCCUCAUUGGCCAGAUCAGCACUCGUUCGACUGAUUCGUUCGUUACCGACUCGGCUGCCAGUGCCACCGCGUACUCUUGUGGUCUCAAGAGUGUCAACGGUUACAUCGGUGUUGACGUCGACGCCGUCCCUUGUGGUACUAUUCUUGAGGCUGCCAAGGCAAAGGACUUCCACACCGCCCUCGUUACCACUUCGCGUGUGACUCACGCCACCCCUGCCUCGUGGUCGUCCCACAUCUACGAUCGUGACCUCGAGAACGAAAUUGCUGAGCAACAGCUUGGCAACUACACUCUUGGUCGCCAGGUCGACAUUCUCUGGGGUGGUGGCCGUCGCCAGUUCGUGCCCAAGAGCGUGAAGGGCUCGUCGCGUGAGGAUGACAUUAACCUUAUCAAGAAGGCCCAGCAGGAUGGCUGGACUGUCGUUCAGAACCAGACUGAGUUCGAGACUUUCAAGAAGGGCGAGAACGUCUCGUUCCCUUCGCUUGGUCUUUUCACUAUGAGCCACAUGGCCUACGAGAUCGACCGUGUCCCCGAGGACGAGCCUAGCCUUACCGAGAUGUCGAUCGCUGCCCUCAACGCCCUCCACAAGGCCGACAAGCCGUUCUUCAUUAUGAUUGAGGGCGCACGCAUUGACCAUGCUGGCCACAACAACGACCCCGUCGGCCACAUCUACGACAUCAUUGAGUACAACAAGGCUUUCGAGGCUGUGUCCAAGUGGAUUGACGAGCACGACACCUCGGAUGACGAGGAUGGCCACGAGAUCCUGCUUGUGUCGACCUCGGACCACGAGUGUGGUGGUCUCGCUCUCUCGUGGCAGCGCCCUGAGGACAAGACUGGCGAAUACGCUUUCUACCCUGAUGCUCUCCUUAAGGCCAAGCACUCGACCGAGUACCUGGCCGACCUCGCUUUCAGCAAGAUCCGCAACGACACUUCUGACGCUCGCUUCAAGUACAUGAAGGAGGAGAUUGUCGAGAAGAACCUCGGCGUUCACGAUGUGUCUGACGACGAGAUCAACCGUGCUGUUGAGCUUCUUGGCGAAGAGGAUAUUGUUCCUCUCACUCUCUGGCUCUCGAGCAUCCUGAACUGGCGUGCGCAGCUCGACUGGAGCAGCGAUGGCCACAGCGGUGUUGACGUCAACCUGUACAUGCACCAGAAGCACCCGAAGAAGGAAGUACUCGACGAGUUCCGCGGCAACCACGUUAACACUUGGAUUGCCAACUUCACGCAGCGCUACCUUGAUCUCGACCUUGACUCGGUAAGCCGUAAGCUCAACCACGGCAACUCCAGCGUUCCUGGCUCGGGCAGCUCCAACCACUCGACGCCUACUGGUGCCUACAAGCACACUGUGAACCGCGUCGUCAUGCCCGACCCCUUCCACAACGGUCGCGGCCGUCGCUCGCACUUUGGUCGCCACGACUAA
This is a messenger RNA of Malassezia japonica, 1608 nucleotides long. RefSeq names its product alkaline phosphatase. Gene Ontology annotation, molecular function: alkaline phosphatase activity. NCBI's taxonomy places the organism in Eukaryota, Fungi, Basidiomycota, Malasseziomycetes, Malasseziales, Malasseziaceae. Gene Ontology annotation, cellular component: fungal-type vacuole membrane. The record is from RefSeq and is a predicted model, not a curated record. The transcript has a single exon. Bases 1 to 1608 code for a protein of 535 amino acids. Gene Ontology annotation, biological process: dephosphorylation.